This is a messenger RNA of Rhizophagus irregularis DAOM 181602=DAOM 197198, 1359 nucleotides long. NCBI's taxonomy places the organism in Eukaryota, Fungi, Glomeromycota, Glomeromycetes, Glomerales, Glomeraceae. The record is from RefSeq and is a predicted model, not a curated record.
CAUCAAAAUGAUCAAUAAAAAUCUUAUUUUCUUAUUACUGAUACCCGUCCUAUUAUUAAAUCAAGUCCACGUUAAUGCUGUGGCACAAGAUUAUUUUCUUAGAAAUAUUGAUAUAGAACGUUCGCCUAAAAAUAUUUUGAUCGGUUCUUACAUUGGAGGAAGAAGCCAUCUUAAACCAAUGUUAGAUGUCGCUAUUAUAUUGAUUGAAAGAGGUCACAACGUAAGUAGAAAUAUUCAUAAAGACGUCGAUUAUAGAUCAUUGGCACAUCUUAUGGAAAUAACUACGGCUUCCUACAAUGUAACUUAUGAAAAAUUUAAGAAUGCUGCUAAAGAAAACAAUAUUGAUUUAUUCAUUUGUGACCCUAUUGCAAACCAUGUUUGCAUAGAUGCUGCUAAUAAUCUAAAUAAACCUGUUGUUGGUUUUACUUCCUCAUUUAUGCAAAUGAUGGAUCCUAAACCAUAUAAAUCUGAUCCGAUGUUCGGCUGUAAUAUUUCAUUAGAAAAUGAAUCAUUUUUUGAGAGGUUUAGGUGUACUUUAAUACAACCUUUACAAAUAACUUAUGCUUAUAGACCUUUUACGCGUCAAUUAAAUGACAUAAGAGAACAAAUGAAUAUAAAAUCGGUAUCGGGAAAAGUGCCAAAAGUUACCUUAGCUUUGAUUAAUAUUUUCUUCGGUUUUGAGUUACCACAAUCUUUGGCACCAAAUGUUCAGGUAAUUGGACCAGUAUUAUCAGAAGAAUAUCCCUCACUUACGCCUGAACUCUCGGAUUUUAUAAAUGGACACAAACGAGUUUUAUACAUAGCUUUUGGUACACGUUUUUACGCAACUAUCGAAAAUAACAACAAAAUUUUACAAUCAAUUGUUGAAACAAUCAACAAUAAAAUAUUUGAUGGUGUAAUUUGGGCAUUAUCUGAGACAUCAAAAGAUGACUUCAGUCCAUCAUUAAACUUUGCUGAUGGUACACAAGUUCAAACUUUACCAAUCUUAAAUAAUAUACAUCCACAUAUUCAUAUUACAAAGUUUGCACCACAAUUCGCUGUACUUAGUCACACCAAUACGAAAUUAUUUUUUAGCCAUGGAGGCGCAUUAAGUUCUCAUGAAUCCCUUUAUACUGGUACUCCUAUGUUAAUAUUGCCUUUUAGUGUUGAUCAGAUGGGUAACGCUCAAAGAUUAAAAUCAGCCGGUGUAGCAUUAACAGUAAAUAAAAAUACUUUGGAUGUCAAUGAUAUUUUGAAUAAAAUCGAUUUCUUAUUAAAAGAUGAGCAUAUAAAGAAGAAUUCAAAGAGAAUGAAAUAUUUAGCCAGAAUUAAUAGUAAUAGAAAAUAUAGAGCAGCCGAUUUAAUUGAAUAUAUGUUAUA